Messenger RNA from Fragaria vesca subsp. vesca, 2237 nucleotides. RefSeq names its product zinc finger CCCH domain-containing protein 30-like. NCBI's taxonomy places the organism in Eukaryota, Viridiplantae, Streptophyta, Magnoliopsida, Rosales, Rosaceae. The transcript is spliced from 2 exons. The coding region runs from base 52 to 2052 and encodes 666 amino acids. Gene Ontology annotation, molecular function: protein binding; metal ion binding. The record is from RefSeq and is a predicted model, not a curated record.
UCGAAAACAACUUCAGCUGAGUCCACUGAAACCAACUCUAACCUGGAAAUCAUGAAUCACCUGACUGUUGCAACUGAAGAUUCUUUUUCCAGAGCACUUGAAUUUGCUUCUGACAAUGAUGUUCAAGGAUUUAAGCAAUUGAUUGACCAUGAUACUUCUUCAAUUAAUCAGAUUGGACUAUGGUAUAGCCGUCAGAAGGGAUCCAAACAUAUUGUCUCCGAGCAAAGAACUCCGUUAAUGGUUGCUGCUACCUAUGGUAGUGUUGAUGUUGUCAAGCUUAUUGUCUCGAAUCCUGAGGCUGACGUAAAUUUCUCAUGUGGUUUGGAUCAAAGCACUGCCCUUCACUGUGCUGCUUCUGGUGGGUCUGUUAAUGCAUUGGAUAUUGUCAAGCUCCUUUUAUCUGCUGGUGCUGAUCCGAGUUGCUUGGAUGCUAGUGGUCAUCGCCCAAUUGAUGUUAUUGUUGUUCAUCCCAAGCUGCAAAGCAUGCGUUCUGUUCUUGAGGAGCUUCUCUCAAAAAAGGCUUCUGAUUGCUCAGUAAGUGACUGCAGUUUACACCUAUCCAUCAUUACAUCAAAUUCUGAUUCACUUGCGCUUUCUUCCUCCUCCGAAAAUGGAUUGCAAUCUCCAUCAGAAUCAGUUUCUUCUCCUGCUUCAAAGUUUACUGAGUUGCUUGUUAAUUCUAACCAAGAGAAGAAAGAAUAUCCAUAUGAUCCAUCCCUACCUGACAUUAAGAACAGCAUUUAUGCCACUGAUGAGUUCCGCAUGUUCUCAUUCAAGGUCCGACCUUGCUCACGGGCAUACUCUCAUGACUGGACAGAGUGCCCUUUUGUUCACCCAGGGGAGAAUGCCCGAAGAAGAGAUCCCCGCAAGUUUCACUACAGCUGUGUGCCCUGCCCUGAAUUUCGUAAGGGUGCUUGUAGACGUGGUGACAUGUGUGAGUAUGCUCAUGGAGUGUUUGAAUGUUGGCUCCACCCUGCUCAGUACCGAACCCGGCUUUGCAAAGAUGGCACAAGCUGCAAUAGACGAGUAUGUUUUUUUGCACAUACAACUGAGGAGCUGCGUCCCCUGUAUGUGUCAACGGGAUCUGCUGUCCCUUCCCCGCGCUCUUCUGCAUCUGGUCCCACUGUCAUGGACAUGGCUGCUGCUUUGAGUCUCUUGCCUGGUUCACCUUCAUCAGUCUCUGCGAUGUCUCCAUCCCCUUUUAGUCAGUCCAUGUCUCCAUCAGGAAAUGGCAUUUCUCAAUCGUCAGUGGCAUGGCCUCAUCCAAAUGUGCCAACUCUUCAUCUCCCUGGAAGCAACCUCCAAUCAAGCCGCUUGAGAUCUUCCCUUAGUGCGCGGGACAUGCCACCUGAAAAUUUAAACUUGUUGCGUGAAUUGGAUGCUCAGCAGCAGCUUUUGAAUGAACUGAACUGUUUCUCGCAGCCCCGUCCAAGUCCCAUCUCUGUUGGUCGUUCUGGCCGCUCUAAAACAUUAACCCCCUCAAAUCUUGAAGAGCUAUUUUCUGCUGAAUUCUCCUCUUCACCACGAUAUUCAGACCAUACAGCUGCUUCUGUUUUCUCACCUACCCACAAAUCAGCUUUACUGAAUCAAUUUCAACAACAGAGCAUGUUGUCACCCAUCAAUACCAAUGGUAUGUCACCAAAAACUGUUGAUCAUCCUCUUUUACAGGCUCAGUUUGGAGUUCAAUCUCCUGGAAGGAUGUCACCUAGGAGUGUGGAGCCAAUCUCCCCAAUGGGUUCUAGGCUGUCGGCAUUUUCCCAGCUUGAGAAUUCGCACCAGCAACUACGCAGUCUCAGCUCAAGGGAUCUUGGAUCUAAAAACUUUUCCUCCAUGGUUGGGUCUCCUGUAAAUUCUUGGUCAAAUGGAAAGUUGGAUUGGUCUGUUAAUGGAGAAGCUGAGGGCAGACUGCGAAGAUCAUCUUCAUUUGAGCUUCGGAACAAUGGGGAGGAACCUGACCUUUCCUGGGUUCAAUCUCUAGUCAAGGAAUCACCACCUGAGAUGAUGAAAGAUAAGUUUGCAGCUCCGGCUUCAAGUGCUGUCGCAUCCGUCUGAUGAUUAGUCAGCAUCUUGCCGUAGGGAUGGAGACCGGUGAAUGCAUCUUGCUUUUGGAUUGAGACUGGAAAUGUGGUGUCUUAUAUUGGAGUAUUCACGUUAUGGAGACGUGUAAUUUAGUUUGGUAACAUUCCUAGCCCUUCUCAUGCAUGAUUUACGUUUCGAAAACUAAAUGAAAAAUUGGU